UAAAGAUGCAUUGCGACUUUUAGGAUAUCACGUGACCAAAACAUAAAUAGACUGUUCUAUCGGGGAUGAAAAACGGAGCUUUUGAAAGGCAAGCACUCGGGGAAGUGGAAUCGGAAUCGUGGAGGUUUGAGGGUGAUGGAGGAGUUUCCUGUGACGACUGCGGAGGCGCUGUGUUUGGGUACCAGUUUGGCAAUCUCUGGCAUAUUCUACUAUGUCUAUAGGAAGAAGAAGAAAACGGUGGAAAAGCUCAAUGAGGCACCACAGUUACUUUUAGAUGAGAAGCUGUCAGAUAUUCUGAAUGUCACUCCAGGGAAAUGUCUACAGUAUGUGGUCAUUGAAGGAGCUGUCCAGCCAAUAGGAGAGCCUCUGAGAAGUCAGUUUCAGGAGGGCAGUGUGGGAGUUGUACAGAAACUCAUGCUGAGAGAACAUAAGCUGGUUUGGAACAGCUUUGCUCGCACCUGGACGGACAGUGAGCGGGUGCUGCACCAGAGGGUGAACGCGGUGCCCUUCAGCCUGGUGGGCUCCGGCCAGGCCACGGUCAGGGUUCUGUCUCCCCUGGAGGCCUCUGGCCUGGACAUGGAGAUCAUCCACGAGAAGUUUCACCAGGCCACCUACGGCUUCACCGACAUCAUCGGACAGUACCUCAGCGGGGAGAAGCCCAAGGGACAACUGGAGACGGAGGAGAUGCUCAAGGUGGGUGCCUCUCUAACAGGUGUAGGGGAGCUGAUCCUAGACACGGACCGCGCCCUCAAGCUGCGCCCCCCCACUGACGGCUCAGAGUACUUCCUGAGCACGGCGGACUUUGAGACCCUGCGGCUGGAGCAAGAGGGGCAGGCGGUGGUGUGGCGCGUCCUGGCCUCCGUCUUCGCCCUGGCCGGGGUGGCGGUCUUCCUCUGGGUGGGCCGGCGCUACUACCGCAGCCUCAGGGUCCGCUGGGACCAGGACCGGCUGAGGAGAGAGUUCGAGAGGCUGGGUGCGGGGGCCGCGGGGCCUGGGUCGGCAGGGACGGGGGCCUCCCAGGAUGGAGCGGAGGUGCCCCUGGAGAACGCCUGCGUGAUUUGCCUGAGCCAGCCCCGCAGCUGCGUGCUGCUGGACUGUGGGCACGUGUGUUGCUGCUACAGCUGCUACCAGGCCCUGCCCCAGCCCUCCUGCCCCAUCUGCAGGCAGGCCAUCAAGAGGGUGGUACCCCUCUACCAGGCCUGAGGCCAGUGACUGUUCUCUGCCGCUGCUGUUAAUAAUACUGCACCUUCAAUGUGCACUUCUUGGACAGUGGAUUGAGAACAUAGACAUAUACACACAGACACAGUCCCACUGUGUCCAUAGGUUUGCUACAAUAGAAUAGAGGUGACUAUGCUCUAUGAUUGUAUGUGUACUCAAUCAGUAAGUUUUGGGCUACCAACAUUGAAUUGUUCGUUUUGACAUUUAAUUUGCUAAAAUGCAAAGUACUGUAUGUAUGUAUGUAUGUAUGUAUGUAUGUAUGUAUGUAUGUAUGGUAUGUACAUAUAUAUCAUUAAAUUAUUGUUUUGUUUGAGGGCAUGUGAAUACACGAGGAAAUGUACGACCAUCGGGAAUAUGUUAUAAAUAUAUGUAUAGAAAAAUAGAUGUUUAUUUUCAUACAAUCACUCGCUUUGUGCCUUAAAGUGGUGAUUCUCUGACGCCAAUCCUGUUUUGCAAAGUGUCUGUGUUUUCCAAACCUCUACACUGAGUGCUCUGUAGGCUGUCAGUAGGUAGAAUGAAGCAAGGAACCCUCAACUUCUGGCACUGUUACAUCAAUAAAGCAUCUCUCCUUACA
Messenger RNA from Osmerus eperlanus (European smelt), 1792 nucleotides. It is a transcript of the gene mul2, whose product is annotated as mitochondrial E3 ubiquitin protein ligase 1a. The record is from RefSeq and is a predicted model, not a curated record. NCBI's taxonomy places the organism in Eukaryota, Metazoa, Chordata, Actinopteri, Osmeriformes, Osmeridae. Gene Ontology annotation, molecular function: ubiquitin-protein transferase activity. Gene Ontology annotation, biological process: organelle organization; protein ubiquitination. The transcript is spliced from 6 exons. The coding region runs from base 136 to 1203 and encodes 355 amino acids.